Galdieria sulphuraria is the source of this 1025-nucleotide messenger RNA. RefSeq names its product adenylate kinase. The record is from RefSeq and is a predicted model, not a curated record. Gene Ontology annotation, biological process: nucleoside triphosphate biosynthetic process. Lineage: Eukaryota; Rhodophyta; Bangiophyceae; Galdieriales; Galdieriaceae. Gene Ontology annotation, molecular function: ATP binding; AMP kinase activity. Bases 59 to 883 code for a protein of 274 amino acids. The transcript has a single exon. Gene Ontology annotation, cellular component: cytoplasm; cytosol.
UUACAUUCCAUUACGACUUGUUCAAUAAUACCAAUCACUAAGAAAAGACGCGUCAAGAAUGCAGUGGUAUGUAAGAAACCAAAAACACUUUGCUUUUGUUUCAUUGUAUUGGAAAAGAUUCCAAUUACCUCGAUAUAUAUUGAGUUGUAAGAAACUUGGUGGUAGUAACGAUUCAAACUUAUGUACUUGUCCAGCAAUUCCAUCCAUUCCUCGGACUAUGUAUUUACCUUGUCAUACUUAUUGUUGUUGUCGAGUACAACCUGCUAUAUUCUUUGUUCUAGGUGGACCAGGUAGUGGAAAAGGUACUCAGUGUGCGAUGAUAGCAAAAGCACUGGGAUGGACACCAAUUUGUGUCGGUGACUUGCUGAGAAAAGAAGCUUUACAAAAUACAUUGCGAGGGAAUUGGAUUGCUUCUAUUAUUGAUGAAGGAAAUAUUGUUCCAGGUUACGUGACGUUGGGGUUAUUAUCUCAAGCUAUUGAAAGAGAACGGCGUAAAGGUACGCAAGCCAUAUUGAUGGACGGCUUUCCUAGAACACUGGAUCAAGCCAUAGCUUUUGAGAAACAAGUGGGUCGUUGUAUUGCUGUAUUGUAUUUGGACUGUUCGUUGCAAGUUAUGAAACAGCGAUUAUUGCAACGUGGUUUAUCUUCUGGGAGACAAGAUGAUGUAGCGAGAGUUAUUCAACAAAGAUUGGAAACUUUUGAAAGACAAACUAGUCAAGUAGUAGAAUAUUAUAGACAAAAGGGACUAUUACAUUGUUUUUCAGGAGAACGAGCACCCGAUGAGAUUUAUAAGGAAAUAUGUGAACGAAUACAACAGGAAGAAAGCAUAUUCACUUUGGCUUCCUGCAUUGGUGGAAGAAAAUCAUCAUCAUGUUUAUUAUAGUUGGAAUAGUAUCAAGUAAUGUUCAUUUUUGUAAAAAAUGUGUUGGAGAAAGGAAGAAAAGUUUUUCAUUUCAUAGAAAGUCGUCCACUCCAUAUAUUCCGUUGUUCAGUUGUUGUCAACAGAUAAAGAAAUCACAAAGAGA